Messenger RNA from Rhizophagus irregularis DAOM 181602=DAOM 197198, 1890 nucleotides. The record is from RefSeq and is a predicted model, not a curated record. Lineage: Eukaryota; Fungi; Glomeromycota; Glomeromycetes; Glomerales; Glomeraceae.
AUGGCUGUUCAAUUUUUUACGAAAUUGAGCCAAAACUACAUUGAAUUAUUGAAAGAUGAUGAAUAUUAUGAUAUUAUAAUUGAAGUUGGUGAAGAUCCUAACGUAAAAAUAUUUCGUGCUCAUAAGAAUAUUUUGUGCUACCGUUCUCCAUAUUUACGACGAAUUUUAGCUUCCAACAAAAAGAACAAUGAUAAUAUAUUAGCUCACAUAAAAUUACCAAAAAUUUCACCAGAAAUAUUUCAAAUAAUUUUAGAUUAUAUUUAUGGUGGUAUACUUUCGUUAAAUAUGCAUAAUACUUCAAAAGACUUUCUUAAUGUUUUGGUCGCUGCAGAUAGCCUUCAUCUUCAAGAACUGGUUGAUUAUUUACAAAAAUAUUUAAUUAAUAAUAAAACCGAAUUGAUAGAACAAAAUUUCGGAUUAACUCAAAAAAUUAUUUUACAAUCUAAUAAUUUAUUAGAACUACAAGAAUUUUGUAUAAAUUUUAUGGCUCAAUCACCUGAAAAAAUAUUCAAGUCUUUUGAUUUCACUUUACUUUCUGAAAAAUCUUUAAUUUCACUUAUUAAAAUGGAUGAUUUACAAAUGAAAGAAAUUGAGGUAUGGGAACAUGUCUUAAAAUGGGGACUUGCACAAAAUCCAACUCUCAUUCCAGAUCCUAGUAUUUGGUCAGAUGAUGAUUUCAAAAAAAUGAAAAAUACUCUACAACAUAUUUUACCUUCAAUUAGAUUUUUUAGUUUAUCAUCUAAAGAAUUCUUGAAAAAAGUUCGUCCCUAUAAAAAACUUUUAAAUGAUCAGCUCUAUGAAGAUAUAGUAAAUUCUCAUAUGGAUCCUGAUAGUGAACCAGCCAAUAACAUUUCACCUCCUAGAAAUAUUAAAAAUGAAAAAAUUAUUGAUUCAAAAAUUGUCAAUUUAGAUAUAGUUUCAAUGGUUUCAAAAUGGAUUGAUAAAACAGUUAUUAUUAAUAAUAGUAAAUAUGAUCAUUUAAGAGAAUUAUAUUUACCAUACGAAUUCAAAUUAUUAUUAAGAGGAAGUCGAGAUGGAUUUACUCCUAAAAAAUUUCAUGAAUUAUGUGAUGGUAAACAUAACACUGUUACUUUCAUUAAAAUAGAAGGAACCGAAGAAAUACUUGGUGGAUAUAAUCCUUUAAAAUGGGAAUCUACCAAUAGUUAUGGUAAAACUGAAGAUAGCUUUAUUUUUUCUUUUAAAAAUAAGCAUAUUAAAGAUGUAAUUAUUAGUAAAGUAAAAGAUAAAAAUUAUGCAAUAUUUUAUAAAUAUGAACAUGGUCCACAAUUUGGUGGUGAUAUUGUUAUGUCUUCUUCUAAUGAAUUUAUAGAUUAUGAGACAAUUUCUUAUCAACAAGAUGAUUAUGAAAAGAAAUUUUCUAUGGAAGAUUAUGAAAAGAGGAUUGAAGUCUUAAAAAACGAAACUUCGGACCUUAUGGGAGAUAUUGAAGGACAUAUUAUUGACGGAAAUAUGAAUGAAUGUUUAAGUAACUUAGGAAAACUAAAGAAUAUGCUGAAAAAUACUUAUGAAAUGGUGGACAGACUCUCUAACUGUAAAGAUGAGUUAGGGAGGAAAAUAAAUGAACUAGAACAGGAAAUUAACAACUUAAAAGAUGAAGCAAAUAAAACGAAAUUUUUUAGUGCCUAUAAAAGCUGGAUAAGAAUAUUUAUGAACGAGGUAAUAACGAAGCUAGGAGAUGGAGAAAAAUGGCGUCUUGCGGAAAACGGUCUCCAAUAUCUCAGUAGUAAUAUGGUAUUGACAAAGGAGGAAAAAGUAUGUGUUGGAAAUUUAAAGAAAUAAAUUAUUAGAAGAUAAAGAUAUGGAAUGGAUAUCAAAGAUAUAAAGUUAUUACAAAAGGCGAGGGAAAAAAGUAACAGUAUGUUUCAUAAG